Brassica oleracea var. oleracea is the source of this 621-nucleotide messenger RNA. Its product is annotated as myosin-9-like. Gene Ontology annotation, biological process: actin filament organization; vesicle transport along actin filament; pollen tube growth. The record is from RefSeq and is a predicted model, not a curated record. The transcript has 6 exons. Gene Ontology annotation, cellular component: cytoplasm; vesicle; myosin complex. The annotation marks the transcript as partial. Gene Ontology annotation, molecular function: ATP binding; actin filament binding; microfilament motor activity. NCBI's taxonomy places the organism in Eukaryota, Viridiplantae, Streptophyta, Magnoliopsida, Brassicales, Brassicaceae.
GCUCUCCUCGAUGAAGCUUGUAUGUUUCCAAAAUCAACCCACGAAACAUUUGCAAACAAGUUAUAUCAGACUUUUAAGGCUCACAAGAGAUUCAUCAAACCAAAACUCUCUCGAACAGAUUUUACCGUUGCUCAUUAUGCCGGAGAAGUUCUAUAUCAGUCUGAUCUAUUUCUGGAUAAAAACAAGGAUUAUGUGAUCCCUGAACACCAAGAUUUGUUGGGAGCUUCCAAAUGCCCUUUUGUCGUGGGUCUUUUCCCUCCACUCCCUGAAGAAACAUCUAAAUCUUCAAAGUUUUCAUCUAUUGGUUCUCGUUUCAAGCUGCAACUCCAGCAACUGAUGGAAACAUUAAAUUCUACCGAGCCUCAUUACAUCAGAUGUGUGAAGCCUAACAAUCUCUUAAAACCUGCCGUAUUUGAGAAUGUGAACAUCAUGCAGCAGCUGCGUUGUGGUGGUGUUUUAGAGGCGAUCAGAAUUAGUUGCGCAGGGUAUCCAACACGUAAACCUUUCUUUGAGUUUGUCAACCGCUUCGGACUUCUAUGUCCUUCGGCUUUAGAAGGGAGCUACGAUGAGAAAGUCGUGUGUAAAAAGAUAUUGGACAGCAUGGGACUUAAAGGAUACCAG